AUGAAGAACUUGCUACAGCUCUUGGUGGUAUUGCUGGCGGUGACGUUAGUACCGCUCACAUGGUACACCACGCUCAUGCCCCGUUGGCUGUCGCAGUCGGGUGAGCGCAACUCCACCGUCUACUACUCGCAGGGCAUGGGACUCUGGCUUAACUACACGGAACACGUGGGUGACCCGAGAUUCGACCCUGGAAAUUCGCUGUGGGUACCACCGCAAGAGAGCGGAGCGGAUACCUACAGCGCACAAUGGUACGUCGUACCCAAGUUCGGGCACGCUAAAACUGCUUCGAAUUAA
Molecule: messenger RNA, 294 nt
Organism: Phytophthora nicotianae INRA-310
Lineage: Eukaryota; Oomycota; Peronosporomycetes; Peronosporales; Peronosporaceae
Exons: 2
Coding region: 1-294 (97 amino acids)
Source: RefSeq, a predicted model, not a curated record